AUGUCUUCCUAUCUCACUUCUCUCCUCUGGGGGACAUCCCAGGUCGACGAUGCCGUCGACAAGGCAACCUCGGAGUUACUGCCAUCGGGUGCCGAGGACAUCGCUCUCAACCUCGAAAUAUGCGACCAAAUCCGGUCCAAGUCUGUGGCACCCAAGGAUGCGAUGCGUGCCCUCAAGAGGCGGCUAAAUCACAAGAACCCUAAUGUGCAGUUGUUGGCGCUUGGUUUGACAGAUACUUGUAUCAAGAAUGGCGGAGACCUCUUCCUCAGCGAGAUCGCCUCCAGAGAGUUCAUGGACAAUCUGGUGUCAAUUCUGAAGAUUCCUGCCUUGAACAUGGACGUUAAGAACAAGAUCCUCAGGCUUAUCCAAAAUUGGGCAGUGGCGUUCGAGGGCAAGCCAAGUCUUUCUUACGUCGGGGAAGUCUACAAGACGUUGCAGCACGAAGGCUUCAACUUCCCACCUAGAGAUCCCGCAGUAACUAGCUCUGCCAUGGUCGACACCCAAACGGCACCAGAGUGGAUCGAUUCCGACGUAUGCCUCCGAUGUAGAACGCCCUUCACCUUCACAAACCGCAAACAUCACUGCCGCAAUUGCGGGCAGGUCUUCGACCAGCAGUGUACCUCGAAGGUUAUGGCGUUGCCCCACUUCGGUAUUACCCAGGAAGUCAGGGUCUGCGACAGCUGUUACACGAAGCUUAACAAAAAGUCGACCAAGAUUCAUCGCACUUCUCAGAGCGUCUCCGGCUCUCGUCAUCAUGCCGCUCGCGAAUUCGCCGACGCCGAUCUCCAAAGAGCCAUCCAGCUUUCACUCCAAGAGGUUGGUGCUGCAGGUGGGUACCGACCAGGCUACGUGCCAUCUCCCUCGCCAUGGCAGUCGUCAGAGCCACCGCUCGUGGACAAAGGAGCACGCCCAUAUGCAGCUUCCACUCGUUCUGACGCCGACGAAGAAGACGACCCAGAUCUCAAAGCAGCUAUCGAGGCCAGUCUGCGGGAGGCAAACGCGCCGCAGCCCAGCGCUCCCCUCAGUGUCGAGGUGCCCGCCCCGGAACAAUCAUAUGGCUCGUACGGUAUUGGAGCCGGAUAUCCGCAGUCGUACCCACCAUCUGCUUCUACUCCCAGGCCCCGCGCACCGGCCAUUCCCACCUACGAUCUAGAGCCCCUGGAGAGCGAUGCGAUCAUGACAUUCAGCCAGACAGUGGAACAAGUGCAGACACAGGGUGGCAGAGACUUGUCUAGGUAUCCUGCGGUGACCGAACUGUUCGAUAAGGCCAACUCACUUCGGCCAAAGCUCGCGAUGAGCUUGAGCGAUACUGGACGCAAAGAAGAACUAUUGUCGGAGAUGCACGAGAAGCUGUCUGAAGCUGUCAAGUUGUACGACAAGCUGUUGACAGAACAGGUUUCUCGACCAGCCUGGCGAACACCGUCUGUUGCACCUCAGACCACUGGUUACCAGAGCGGAUACAAUCCACGCUACCAGGCCGAUGGAUCCUACAGCCACUGGACUCCCGAAGCGCAAACGCAGCGGCAGACAGCACAGGCACACGCCGAACCCUCUUACUUCUCUGCGUAUCGGGAUCAAUCUGCUAUCGCGAACGGUGCAUACGUCACAUCCCCAUCUGCAGAUCCAUAUGUACAUGCGUACCAGCCGCAGCAGCAAUCGCCUCCUGAAGUGCCGCGACAAUUCUCGCAAGACCAAGCGCAGCCGCAAUUCGCUGCGAUGUCGCCAGUAACUGUACCGCAAUACGGCGCGCAAGCCCAGCUGCAAACACCGGCGCCUCCGCCGAUCGCUGUCCCGUACCCGCCACCUGUAGCAGCUCCAGUUCAACCGCCCGCUUCCUUCCAGUCUCCAUCACUCACCUCAAUACCGCCACCUGUUCAAGUACAGUCGCCGCCGGUUCCCUUCACCCAGCCGCAACCUCCCGUUCCACCAAUGCAGUCCCCCAUCUUGGCCCCCCAGCCGCCGCCGCCGACAUCGACGCUAACCCGACAUAAUACUCUCUCAUCGCCUCCAGCACCCGCGGCGAAUGCGUACGUCCACCGGAACAACGCACCGUCAUACACGUCGCAGCAGUUGCAGCAGCUGCAGCAGAUUGCGGUCCCUGCCGCACACCUGCCGCACUUCCCCGUCGCGCCCACGUCGUCUCCGCAGAGCUUCGUCGCGUUUAGUCCGCCGGUGGAGCCUGAGCGAAAGGAGGCGUUGCUGAUUGACUUGUAG
Messenger RNA from Sparassis crispa, 2214 nucleotides. RefSeq names its product Vacuolar protein sorting-associated protein. Gene Ontology annotation, molecular function: metal ion binding; ubiquitin binding; phosphatidylinositol binding. NCBI's taxonomy places the organism in Eukaryota, Fungi, Basidiomycota, Agaricomycetes, Polyporales, Sparassidaceae. The coding region runs from base 1 to 2214 and encodes 737 amino acids. The transcript is spliced from 6 exons. The record is from RefSeq and is a predicted model, not a curated record.